GAUAAAAGAACCCGGAUAAUAUGACGUCAUUCCCAUUUAUUCGCCAUUAUCCAUUAUAAUUUUUCAUCGACUUGUGGAGGAAGCUGGACAAUUAGACCUCCUUAACUCUUUCCAGUUCUUUUCUAAGAUAAAAUGUCUGCUCCUCCACAGAAUCCCCAGGCUGGUCCAGGAGGACCGCCUAUGUCUGCUGCCGGAGGCCCAGGGGGGCCACAGCCCGCCCAGCCCAGCAAGCGCUUACAGCAGACUCAGGCCCAAGUAGAUGAGGUUGUGGAUAUUAUGAGAGUCAAUGUUGACAAAGUACUGGAAAGGGACCAGAAAAUUUCAGAACUCGACGACAGAGCAGAUGCAUUACAAGCUGGGGCAUCACAAUUUGAAGCCAGUGCUGGCAAACUGAAGCGAAAAUAUUGGUGGAAGAAUUGCAAGAUGAUGAUUAUUUUGGGAGUUAUAAUUGCUGUCAUAGUAAUUAUUAUUAUUGCCUGGGUGGCCUCUACUUAUGGUUAAACAUGAGAAUAUGGGCAGUUACAAGCAACAGCAACAGCGACACCAGCAACAACAACAACAGUGGAUAGAUGGACUUCAUAUUUGGACACAUCAUUCAUAUUCCUGUGUAGUGCUUAGUUACAUACUGUAUGAACUAUCUCUUUCAAUAUUACAACAUUACACUUAUGCUCUUUCUAUUGUGUUAAAGUUUGUCUAUCCAGAUUCAAGGUUUAAAAAAAUGGACUAUGUCUUCAGAUUAAAAAAAAAAAUAGAGGAAAAAAGCUAGGACAGAAAACUACAAAAAAGUGUAGGAAAUUUUUCAGAAAAUAAUGUGCGUAAAGCAAUGUGAUCAACUGCUUUAUUAUAUAUUAGAUUUAUUGAAAUGGAAGUUUAUCAAUGUUCAUCAUGUGUUGCAUUGUCCUCAGUUUUUAUUUAACAGAUUUUUAAAUGCUUUCUGUUUCUGCAAACGAAAGGAUGUGAUUUAAUUAAUAUAUAUAUAUAAAGCUCCUGUGUUGUGGUUUGAAAUUAACUUUGUAUCACCUUUUGUGUCUGAGUUGACAGACAUGGGGUCUAGGCAUUUGAAUUUUUGUGUCAUGAAACAUUCCAGUUUUAUUGGGGGUCAUGUUAAAAGUUCAAAUUUUUUUAAUUGCAAAUCGUGUUAAUUGCUAAUUGUAAGUUACAUUGUAUUUUGUCGUGCCAUCAAUGUCAAACGUAAAUGAUUUACAAAAUAUCUGCAAGUUACACAAUUAAUUACACAAUCGUAUGUCAAAUUGCCCAUAUUGACUGGUAUCUCUCUGCUAGAAAGAUUAAUAAGAAAUGUAAUUUGCAAUGAAUAAUCUUCAAAACUGUAUAAUGUUAAUCCAGAAAAGUAGGGUUAGUAGUUUAGUUGACUGUAUACAUGACUUUGAGCUAGGUGAUUUCGUUAAGCUACAGUAUCGAAUUCCCUUAUAUGAUUGUAUAUGUUUGUUAUUUAUUAUUUAAACACUACUGUACAGGAACUGUUGAUUUGUUAUUGGGUGCACAUAGUCUCUUCUGUUACUAAUCAUUGUAUAUAUAAUUAUAUGUGUAUAUUGGACCCCCUGUUUACAAACGUGUAAAUAAUUUAUUCAGUUGGAUUAACUUUCAUAGCCAAACGUGCUGUUUUCACUCUGCCAAAUGGCAUGAAUUGAUGAUAAACUUUAUACACAUGCUUGAAAUCAAUCAUUAUUUUCCAUCCUGAUUAAUUUUCAAUGAUUAAAAUUGUAAAUUUUUAAAGAAAGGCAUUUGUUCAUAUCUAGAUGUUCUGUAAAAUGAUGUGUGUUUUAAGUGUGUAGGGUGUUGAUUUUUCUGUGGAUCUGUAGCUCUGACAGAGUAUGUAUAUAUCUAUAUAUAUAUACUGGUCCCAGUGUCAGGCUAUCACCUUGUGUAGUAGACAUUUGUCUUGUUGAUUCAGUCUUUGUCAAAACAAUAGAUUAAAUGCUUAAUGUAUAUAGGCAAACAUAA
Molecule: messenger RNA, 1962 nt
Organism: Saccostrea echinata
Lineage: Eukaryota; Metazoa; Mollusca; Bivalvia; Ostreida; Ostreidae
Product: synaptobrevin-like
Exons: 8
Coding region: 133-501 (122 amino acids)
Biological process (GO): vesicle-mediated transport; vesicle fusion
Cellular component (GO): plasma membrane; SNARE complex
Molecular function (GO): SNAP receptor activity; syntaxin binding
Source: RefSeq, a predicted model, not a curated record